CUCUCUCUCUCUGUCUCUCUCUCUCUCCCUCCCCACCCACCAAUAGGCAAGCAGAAAGCAAGAGAGGAAAAGUCUGCAGGAGAGAGCAUUUUACUCUUUCCAUUGAUCCCUUCACCAAAAGGUAGAAUGAAGCCUGCUCUCCUUUCUCUCCCCCUAUUCUAGCUUGGCCUUUUGGUAUAUCCGCAGAUCCUAGUGGUACCAUAUAUCUCUUCAUGCACAGGAGAUCUCUUGAUGGCUUUUGCAUCCUCCACUCUUCCUGUGUACUUUGCUGUACUCCACCAUGCAUAGAAUUCUCUGUCCUUGUUGCUGUUUUAGUCUGUCUUCAGAGAAGUUUCUAGUGCCUUUUCCAGUUGAUGCGCUCCUUGUGAUCUUCUCGGUUCUCUGAGCUCACAGCUUUGAUGUGAUUGCUUUGGCGUUUUGCUUGUUUCUUGGUAUUUUUGGCAGAUCUGGACUUGGUUUUGUUUCCGAGGAUUCUGUUUAGAUUGUAAAUAGCAUAAAGAAGGUUCAUUUGGGAGUCUGUUUCGAUGCUUGGAUGGAUUUGUGAGGAGGAUGGUGGGAUGUGUUAGUUCUCGGCAAUCUGCUAAGCCCUGAGGAAUGAUGCGAAACCAGCUAUGAUUUGCUCUGCUGAUGAUUUGGUUGCGUGGAAAGAUUUUCCUAAAGGCCUCAGGGUUCUUCUUCUCGAUGAACACGGGCCCUCGGCGCAUGAAACAAAACUGAAACUAGAAGCAAUGGACUAUAUUGUUUCUUUAUAUUUCAAUGAACAAGAUGCAUUAGAAGCAAUCUCUAAGAAGGAUGAGAGCUUUCAUGUUGCUAUUGUAGAGGUUGCAACUGGCAAUUGUGAGGGAAGCUUCAGAUUUCUUGAAACGGCUAGGGACCUUCCAACAAUUGUUAUUUCAAAUGUCCGUUGCAUGAGCACCAUGAUGAAGUGUAUAGCACUUGGUGCUGCGGAGUUCCUCGAAAAACCACUGUCUGAAGACAAACUCAGAAACAUAUGGCAGCAUGUGGUUCACAAGGCCUUCAAUGCAGGGGGAGAUGUACUCUCCAAAUCAUUGAAGCCGAUCAAAGAGACCGUUGUUUCGAUGCUUCAACUUCAGACAGAAACAGCAGAACUCAAAAUUGAAGCCCAAUCUGAAGCAGAAAACACAGAGAAGGAACAUGAAAAUAGCCAUGAGAAUACUGUUGCAAAUGACAGGUUCCCAGGUCCUUCAACUCCACAGCAGGAACAUGGAGGAAGAUUGCAAAGUGAGGGAGACUGCCAAGAGAAAACUAACAGCUCAAUAGAGAGAGGGUGUACAGAGAAUAUCAAAGACUCAUUAGAAGUGAGAAAUUGUAGCAGUUUGGAAUCGAAAUCUGUUGAACAUACCUGCACCGAUUCAAUUGCUGCAGCCGAAACUGAGGAGAUUCUGCCUUCUAGACCUGAAGAGGCUGCAGCUGAGGAGGAGGUGAACUCGGCUGAUGGUUCUAAAACUGCUGAAUGCAGCGGUGUUAAAGAAGGCUCCCUAGCCUCUUCACGUUUGCAUAAUGGAGACAAUGUAGAAUCUACUGCAGAUGAUCCAAAGAAGAAGUUAGUUGCUAACAGUGAUUCACAUUCUAAUGGUAGCAGAAGCAAUAAAAAGAAAAUGAAGGUGGACUGGACUCCAGAUCUCCAUAGACGAUUUGUUCAGGCUGUAGAGCAACUGGGUGUAGACCAAGCCAUUCCUUCCAAGAUUCUAGAGCUGAUGAAAGUAGAAGGCUUGACGAGGCAUAAUGUAGCUAGCCAUUUGCAGAAAUAUCGGAAGCACAGGAGACACAUUUUGCCAAAAGAAGAUGACAGAAGAUGGCAACAAUAUAGAGAUCUCUCACCAAUGGGUUACAUGCGCAAACCACUUGUGGCCUACCAUCCAUAUCAUCCCCAUUGUGGAGUUCCCCUUGGUCACGUCUACCCUGCUUGGGCUCAUCCAAGUUACCCUACCCCUGCUGUCCAAAUGUGGGGCCAUCCUGGAUUCCCAACGUGGCAUCAACCUCCAGAAGGUUGGCCUUGGAAGACCCACCCUGCGAUUAAUGCUGAUGCAUGGGGCUGCCCUGUUUUGCCACCUUAUAGCCAUUAUACCGUCCCUACGAGGUCUCUGAUGAGUAACGGUAUGAAUGCAAAUGGAGAUGGAAAUAGGCAGUUUAAAGAUCCGUAUGACUUGCAGCAGGCGGAGGAGAUGAUCGACGCGGUGGUGAAGGAGGCGAUGAGCAAGCCGUGGCUUCCCCUCCCUCUCGGCCUCAAACCACCCUCCACCGACAGCGUCCUCGCCGAGCUCCAUCGCCGAGGCCUCCGCAUCGUCCCGCCGGCUAUCCACCCUCCUCUCCGGUGAUUGGUGUGCCCACGCCAGCUUCUUUGUGCGGUUCAGACUCGUGCGACGUGGCUCGUGCUUCGAUCUCACUGGACUUCGUGGCUGUAAAUGAAAGUUGGUGAGGGACCGCCAGCAGGCCCUUUCAGUGGUGUACCACUUUGGGCUUGGCUUUUGUCCCUUCUUCUUUUAUGUUUUUCUGUGAUUAAAGUACUUAUCCGAGAAUAAUGCAGUUCGGUCGGCUGCUUGUCGGAAAUUUGGACCAAGUCAAUGCAAUUGAUUUCCAAGGCCUUUCAUCCUUCCACAAGAAAAGGAGGAGGAGGGAGGAGGGCAGUGCAUC
Elaeis guineensis (African oil palm) is the source of this 2655-nucleotide messenger RNA. Its product is annotated as two-component response regulator-like APRR2. Gene Ontology annotation, cellular component: nucleus. Gene Ontology annotation, molecular function: transcription cis-regulatory region binding; DNA-binding transcription factor activity. NCBI's taxonomy places the organism in Eukaryota, Viridiplantae, Streptophyta, Magnoliopsida, Arecales, Arecaceae. Gene Ontology annotation, biological process: phosphorelay signal transduction system; positive regulation of DNA-templated transcription. The record is from RefSeq and is a predicted model, not a curated record.